CUGCACGAGAGCGCUACGCUCUCGGCAACAGUCGUCCCCAGGCAUCUACGUUUCUUUUAUAUAUGUCCCCCGAACCACUCAACUGUGACCCUUCACGACACACAUCAUGUCCGCCACCAUUGAUCCCAAUGUCCUCACCAUGCCAUCGCCUCCACAAUCAUCAUCGCCCGAUUACAACGACAACAAUGGCAAUGAUUCAAUGACAUGCCACUCUGCUUCGCCGGCGGCGUCAAUAGCCUCCUAUCUGUCGUCGCCUGCCGCCGCCAGCUCGUCACGCAAGCGAAAGGCCUCUUUCAAUGCCAGGCCCCCGCAGAACAUCGACGACCCGGCGCAGCGCAAUCUCUGUCCUUCGAACAAACGAGCGAAGCCUAUGUCUCCAGAGCGCAUUGCGCGCCUCGAGGCUCGCCAGGCAAGAAACAGGGCAUCGGCGCAGGCUUCUCGGGACAAGAAAAAGGCAUUCAUCUCCACCCUUGAGGUCGAACACAAGCAGCUCUGCAAAGAGAAUGUUAUGCUGAAGCAAGAAAAUGCUGCCAUGAACAACAAGAUGUCCAGUCUCGAAAACAGGCUCAAGGCCAUGGAGUCCAUGAUCAAGUCCAUCCUCGACCCAGCCAGCGGCCAGUCAUCACUCGUCUCGCUUCCUUCCAUCGCACCGUGCAUCCCAUCUUCAGUAGCCUCGACAUCGAUCAGCUCAACGACUGCACUGAACCUUACGACUGACGCCGCAUCUAGUACCACCUUUGCAACAGCGCCUUCUGCAGCGCCUUCCUCCUCUUCCCUUGCAACCACUUCCACGUCUCUCUCUGUGGCACCGGCCGCGCCGUUCGCCGCCCCGCACAUCAAGCAGGAGCCGGUAGCCAGCUGGACGGAGGGAUCAGAAUCGAGCGCUCGUCUCCCCGCAGUGGAGGCGUUUACCCAGCAGCGGGCGCUCUUCUUUCCUCCUCCAGUAUGGCUGUCAGCAGCUCCAACAAUGCUUUUUGCGCAAGCGCGGCAGUAUCGGUCGCGGCUGCAUUGCAGAGAAUCGACGGCGAACAUGUGGUUGCAGGGCAAGGCACGGCAGGAAACCACGGCAGCAGCGGAUCGGGCAUAUUACAGAACCG
Tilletiaria anomala UBC 951 is the source of this 1097-nucleotide messenger RNA. RefSeq lists its product as uncharacterized. Gene Ontology annotation, molecular function: DNA-binding transcription factor activity. NCBI's taxonomy places the organism in Eukaryota, Fungi, Basidiomycota, Exobasidiomycetes, Georgefischeriales, Tilletiariaceae. The transcript has 2 exons. Gene Ontology annotation, biological process: regulation of DNA-templated transcription. The annotation marks the transcript as partial. The record is from RefSeq and is a predicted model, not a curated record.